Messenger RNA from Alosa sapidissima (American shad), 4052 nucleotides. It is a transcript of the gene plat, whose product is annotated as plasminogen activator, tissue. The record is from RefSeq and is a predicted model, not a curated record. Gene Ontology annotation, molecular function: serine-type endopeptidase activity. Gene Ontology annotation, biological process: smooth muscle cell migration; plasminogen activation. Lineage: Eukaryota; Metazoa; Chordata; Actinopteri; Clupeiformes; Clupeidae. The transcript is spliced from 15 exons. Bases 150 to 1925 code for a protein of 591 amino acids.
GAUAAAUAUCGCAGCGAGUGGCGACAACGGGAUAAUUCUUCACCGUUUUCCCAGGGAUACCACAACGACACGGACAGAGACAAGAUAUCUCUCUUGCUGUAUUAGGCCCUAGAUCGCGUUUUGCGAGAACAAGUACUUAAACUUAGAACAUGGCAGGAACCAUGACUACAUCACUCCAGGUUGCUCUUCUAUUCGGACUGUGCAUCACUUUUUUGGAUGGGCUGGUCUUACAAAGAGAGAAGAGGGGUACCAGAACCUACAGAAGUCAGUGUGUAGACACACAGACGGGAGCGGUGCGUGGUGUGGGGGAGGUGUGGAUGCGCUGGAAGGGACAGCAGGCUGAGUCCUGCCGCUGCAACACACGCGGCCGACAGAACUGCCACUAUGUGCCUGUUAUCACAUGUUAUGUGUCUCGUUGUUAUAAUGGGGGAACGUGUAAGGAGGCAGUGUACUCCUCUGACUACCUCUGCCAGUGUCCACCAGGCUUCGCUGGAUCCCAGUGUGAGAUCAACACCAGUGAGAAGUGUGUGGUGAACAAGGGCUCUGGUUACCGGGGUGCCUGGAGUAUCAGUCGCUCGGGGACGGAGUGUAUCAACUGGAACUCCACCGCGCUGAGAGGCAAGAAGUAUACCGGCUGGAGGACCGACGCCAGCAGCCUGGGCCUGGGCAACCACAACUACUGCAGGAACCCAGAUGGGGACUCUAAGCCUUGGUGUUACGUAUACAAAGGCACACAGAUCGCCUGGGAGUUCUGCACUCUACCCACCUGUGCGACAGAACCCAAUCUGGAGUGUGCUGUCGGGACGGGGCGUUCGUAUCGUGGGACGGCGGAUGUGACUAAGAGUGGCUCCAAGUGUCUGCCCUGGGAUUCGCCAGCCACCACACGCAAGUUCUACAACGCCUGGAGGUCCGACGCCCAGCAGCUCGGCCUGGCCAGCCACAACUUCUGCAGGAAUCCUGAUGGUGAUCUUGGACCCUGGUGCCACACCUAUAAAGGAAACAAGUUGACCUGGGAGCUCUGCGACAUCCCAAAAUGCCCAAGGACUUCUUCUACGGUCACCAGACCACGACCUCCAACCACCCUUGGACCACGAGCACCAACCACCAAUAACAGCAACAGAGGAACCUGUGGUCAGCGGGCCUCCCCAGACUCCUCCUCCGACUCCGCCCCCUCGUUCCGUAUGCGCGGAGGCAAGGAGAGCGACAUCAGGGAGCAGCCGUGGCAGGCGGCCAUCACGGUGUACCGCCCGCGUGCCCGCGCACACAGCUUCCUGUGCGGGGGCGUCCUCAUCGACUCCUGCUGGGUGCUAUCGGCCGCACACUGCUUCCAGGAAGGUUUUUCAGCAAACAGGGUGCAGGUGACUUUGGGCCGCACGUUCCGGCUCCAGAACUCCAGCACAGAGCAAAUAUUUGAGGUGGAAAAAUACUGGGUCCAUGAACAAUACAAAGAAGAGACCUAUGACAAUGACAUCGCCUUGCUGAAGCUGAAGAGUGAGAGUGGCCUCUGUGCGGUCAGCAGUCCAGAGGUGCUGCCGGUCUGUCUGCCCGACGCCACACUACAGCUGCCAGAGUGGACAGAGUGUGAGAUCUCCGGCUACGGCAAGGAGCACGAGUUCUCUCCAUUCUACUCGGAGCGGGUGAAGCAGGGGCAUGUGAGGCUGUGGCCGCAGGACCGCUGCGUGUCGGAUAAGCUGGCCGGCCGAGUGGUCACUGCCAACAUGCUCUGCGCAGGGGACACCAGGGGGCUGGACGACGCCUGCAAGGGAGACUCCGGAGGUCCUCUGGUGUGCCCUAGUGAUGGCAGGAUGACCCUCAUGGGACUCAUCAGCUGGGGAGAUGGCUGUGGCAAGCCAGACACGCCGGGAGUGUACACACGCGUCACACACUACAUUGACUGGAUUUCCAGCAAGAUGAGGAGCAACUGAGAAGGCACACACACUUUAUAUGUACAUGUGUGCACACGCACAUGCACGACCACACACACACACCCACACACACACACACACACACACACACACACACAUACCAAAGGACGAUCUCACUCCAGGUACACUCAUAGGAGAGUCUGCUCUUUUUUAUGCAGCUCAGUGACUUGCCAAUAUUAGGCAACCAGCUCUAACCCACCACCACCCCAACACACACACACACACACACACACACACACACACACACACACACACACACACACACACACACACACACACACACAGAUAUACACACACACACACACACACACACACUCCAACCAAGGCCAGUUUCUCCACUCUUUUCUAUCCCUGAUGCCCAAGUGUCCUUCGUCAGAAACCACGCCACACAGCUGCACUGUCCUGCUAUGCUCUGACCACUCUCUCUCUCUCUCUGACCUGGGAAAAAACACCACAAAAGCAAUAACACACUGUAAUGGCGCAGGGGUCGACUGAGCCACCAGUUCACCAGUUUUUCCUCAUUCUUCCAGGGUCGUUGGUUUAACGAGCCUUUUAACACUAAACACAAGAGAGAGCCUAUGUGGAAGUAGUCCUAAUGAUAGUCGUUGAAGACAGGUCUACAUACAUAUAUGAAGUGUCCUUAAUUAUAGACCCUUUCAAGAGAGUUCCAUUAUCAGCAUCAUAGUUGGCCCCACAAGGCUUCCGUUUUAACAUUCCAUAUGUUAUCUUAAUGCAGAGGAAGUAGAUUGGGAACCAAAUAGAACAUUCAAGCAUUGUUUUUGUUUUUAUUGUUGAAAGGGUCUACCCAGAACCUUUAUAUGGCUCUGGGUCUACCCUUUCAUGCUGAUGCUGAUAAUGGAACUCUCUUGAAAGGGUCUAUACAUGUAUGUGCUUUUUCAUAUAAAUACCCAUUAUGACCCGAGGAUGCAGGAGAAUUUUAGGUUUCGGGUGUAGAAGUGUAUAUCAUUAAGUAUGGUGUACUAAGGAUACUUCCUAUGAAGGGGGGUUAUGAGAUCAACUUGUGUAUAGUAGACUGUCUUGGAUGUCGAGGCCUUCUGGGCCGUUAGUGUUGGUGAUAAACAGCUGCUUCCCAAUACACAAAGCUUUUCUUAAUCAGCCAACCUAGUGCUUAACUGGUUCUGAAUCUCUCUUUCCUGUGCAAAGCACAUCUCAUAGCUCUUUGCCUCUGUAUGAUCUGCUGGAUCGGAUCCGUAGGGAACAGCUGACGCUUGAGCCCCCUCUGGACUUAUCUAAGUCCAGGUAUCAGGACCAGGUCCAGGUCCAGGUCAGGACCAGAGUUGGUUGCUGCUUCUGUAGUCUCGGCUCAGCAGCGUUUACUACCCAGCGAGACCAGACUUGUCUGUGGCAUUACAUGGUGGGGAUUUCGAAACAUGUGGACUGGAGAUGUGCCAAAAAUAAAUAUCAACAAGGCUCUGCCUACCAGAUAAAAAAAAAAAUGUUGAUGAGACCUACCCCUUAAAACCACUUAACUUGUGUGGUUCUCUCAACUUUUAACCAAAGACUCUCGAGCUUCCCUUUGAGGCCUUCCAUGCCACGAAUAUCUGGAUAGGUGUUGAAAGUUCAAAUGUCAUUAGCCAUGUGCUAGUUGUCCACCUGCACUCAGUCCGCAUAGCACAAGGGUUGUCUCCAGACAAAAACGUUGAUGCUUCUCAGUCUAUGGUGAAUGAGUGAACGAAUGAAUGAAUGUAUGAAUGAAAAAUUGUAUAAUAUGAUAACAUGGCUAUGCAAGUCUAGUCAUGGUGUAAACUCCCUCACCCCACCCUGACCCUAUACAAGAGUACAAGUGGAGAAUAGGAUUGCAAUUCAACAGAAGCUGUAAGACUGCAAUCCUCUAUAUGUAUGUAGAUACGCCCACAGGGCUAUGGUGCACAGCGACAAACAGUAAAGAAAAUAAAUAACUAUGUUCUUAAGAAUGGUGUCCACCUCAUGCAUGUAUUGUAAGUUAAUAUUUAUGUAUUUAUAGUCUGUUUCUGAAGUGUGCAAUCCUAUGCACAUUGUAGUGGCUAUCAGAAUUUUUAAUUUAUUGCAUAAAUUAAAAGCUGUAUCUCCUAUAUAGUUUAUCUGUCUGUUUUGUUUUUAUAAAAAAUAAACCUCUUUUAUACGUAA